This is a messenger RNA of Gadus chalcogrammus (walleye pollock), 868 nucleotides long. RefSeq lists its product as uncharacterized. The record is from RefSeq and is a predicted model, not a curated record. The coding region runs from base 82 to 810 and encodes 242 amino acids. Lineage: Eukaryota; Metazoa; Chordata; Actinopteri; Gadiformes; Gadidae. The transcript is spliced from 3 exons.
ACCACAGAGACCACUGUUCAACCAAGCAAGGAGGUGGACGCCGCUGAUGACUUUACAUUCAGUACAUUGUCAGACUUGGACAUGGCCGAUUUGGGUGUUGCUCCAUUGUCUGCCUCAGCACUUCCAACCUCACCUGCACCUCAAACAUAUUCCAUCAUAUUCGACAACCUGGACUUUUACGUUCAGACGCAUCAUCAGUCCACCAGCCAGACCAACAAGUCAAUUCACUGGAUCCACCACAUGUGUGUCAUCAACAGAAUCAACUCACUACACCUUGACAAGUUGAAACCGACAAAUUCUUUGAUUGACGAUGAUCUCGGGAAUUCACUUCCUGGACCAGACACACAAACCAGUAUGCGUCGGGAAUUCGUUGUUUUGGGGAGCCGAAUCCUGACAGCUUAUUUGGAAUCAUUCAAGACCCUCUCCAGUGUGGUUGUUCAACAUAUCCCCCACCAGUUCUCUGAAGAAAUGGCCCAGCCAUCCACUCAUUAUCCACUUGGACUUCUAUUCAAGGACGAAACACAAACUGCCGACCUGGUGGAUGUGCUCCAGCACCUUCAAAAGGAGUAUGUGCCAAGAUGUCCUGAUGGGCUUGAAAAGAUUUUGAUCGGGGGUGACAGACUGACAGAGGCCAAUUCCCGGAAUAUCCAGUUGGCGUUUGCUGAUGGGGAGACGGAGGAGGACCGCCUGGAAGGCCUCUGUGUCAAAUAUGAAGACUGGCACGCAAUUCGAAAUCUCUUUGAGGUCGGUAUUGUAAUCAUUAACUACAUGCACCCUGAUACACAAUUUAUAUUUACAAAAAGCACAUAAUGUUGAUUUUUUUAUGAUUACAAUACACUGCCUUCCAAGGCAUAGAGAAGUAAUGAUG